AUGAAGGAGGCAGGAGAUUUCUAUCCCUGCCUCAUCAUAAACGUAGUAGUCAAUUUCUUCUUAUGUUACACAACAAUCAUGUUGAACAUUGCCUUAAUAUUCGCCCUUCGAAGGUCUUCAUCACUGCCAAAGACUCUAAAAGUAUUGAUCCAUAGCUUGACUGUUUCUGAUCUUGGUAUUGGAUUAGUUGCCCAGCCUUUGCACAUCGCUCACAUGCUUAUGCAAAUACAACAAACUGACGACAAGGCAACUUCUAAAGACAUAGAUAGAGCUCUGCGUCUCAUAGGACGCACCCUUGAUUAUGCUUCAUUCUUUGGUGUCACAGCUAUCAGCGUUGACAGAUUCGUGGCUAUCCACCUUCACCUCAAACACCAGGAACUUCUCACCUACCAAGAAAUUGUGACUUACAAGCGUGUUGUAGCUGCAGUAAUCUUAAGCUGGAUUCUCAGUGCUUUCCUAGCCCUAACCGAUGUUUUGAGCAGCAAAAAUGUUAGUGACCUUGUAGGGAUGACUGUGGGCUUUGUUUGUCUCCUUACUAUGGCUCUAAUCUAUUUCAACAUUUCCACAGUUGUACGUCGCCACAACGUUCGAGUUAAUGCACAGCCAGCCCAAGCAGUGGCACAAAACGAAGAAAGUCACUCAAAUUUCGAAAGACUGAGAAAAACAGCAGUUGGUACAUUUUAUGUAUAUCUGUUGAUUUUGGCCUGUUAUUUGCCAAUGACUAUUGUGAUCCUGACCGAACGACAGAAGAAUAAGAUAAAACAUUUGUUGAUUUACGCGCGGACGCUGUUAUAUUUGAGUUCAUCCCUCGUUCCUCUGGUUUACUGCUGGAAGUUUAGACACAUCCGAUGCGCUAUCAAGAAUAUUCUGCGCGACAUAUUCGCAAGUCAGAAUCAGAUUUAGCAAGGCUAAACUGUAUGUCUAUCUGUUGUUUUUGGCCUGCCAUUUGUUAUUGUGAUCCUGGUCGGACAGAUGAAUAAGAUGAAUUUCAAAGAACAUUUCUUAAUUUACGCUCAGACGCUGUUAUAUUUGAGUUCAUCCCUCGUUCCUCUGGUUUACUGCUGGAAGUUUAGACACAUCCGAUGCGCCAUCAAGAACAUUCUAGGCAACAUAUUCGCAAGUCAGAAUCAGAUUCAAGAAGGUUAAAUUUUGCUAACUUAAUUCAGCCUUUGAAAAAUGACAUGACCUUUCUAGUCUGUAUACGCAUCGUGCAGGAAGUUAUAACGGUUUUCCUGUGUUAUAUUUAAACGAUAGACCUAAACAUUUGUUUGUUUCCCGAUUUAUUCGUUCUUGAUGGCCUUAUUCGUCCUUUAUUACAAAUAAAAACGCCGAACGUAAUGUAACUUUUGCUAUUAGUCUUGUGUUAUAAAUUGCUUUUUUAUUUGGGUGACCAAAAAAUUGCGGAAGUUAGAACUUUAAUCUAAAAACAAUAGUAUGCAGAUAGCCUCGUACACCUGUAGCCUAUAAAUUGAAAAUUCUUAGUUUUCUAUAAUUAUCAUUUUUGAAUGACAUACAUGUAUAACAGUCUGACUUAAGGUAGAAUUUUCUGGCAAAUCGAUUACGAAAAUAUUAAUUUUAAAUUAGGAAAGAAUGAUGCACGACUUGUUAUGUAAGUAUUAGUUUUAACUAACGCAGGAAAGAUCAUGAAGAGCGAUCAACGUCAUCAUCCUUAACCGUUUAAACCCUAGGAUCAAAAUUAAAAUUCUCCUUUGUCGCCCCUAUUCAUUUACUAUAGAAGUAGUGAGGAGAAGAUGAUGAAAUAUCAAGCAAUUAAAUGCAUUCUGUGUGAUGAUGUCCUAAAUUCUCAGUUAAAGGCCUCUGGAUAUCAGAUAAAACCCUAAAUGUUAUGUUUGAUACAGCUUCUUCUUGAAGAAAUUCAAAGCAAUAAAAGUCCGCAAAAUUUUCUCGUAGUUAAUUUUCUCCAACCUCCGUUAAGGUAAUGAUUUCCUUGUUUUUGUUUUCUUUUCUUGAAUUAUUAAUAAGCUUAGGAAUACUCAAUCAACCUCGUUCUCCUUCGACAGAGGAAGUCGAGUUUAAGGACUCUGGGAACGAGGUCGUUAGCCAGACCACUGCAAUAAUUCACACGUCACCCCAAGGGUUGGGGAAAUGAAACGAUGGGAAUCACCUGGAAGUUCAGUCACGAAUAAAUAUAUAUCCUUUGUUUUAUUGCCCCAAAACUCUGAGCCUGUAAAGACCACGAACACUUGCAUUUUCAAUGAAAGAGUUUUAUAAUUGACACAAGGAUCAAUUUCUUUUUCUUUUAGUGGUAAAAUACAAAGAAGUUUAAGUUAUUUUUGCUUUUAUCGAAGUGCAAAAAUUUAUAUUGUCUUGUGUUUGCUGUGAGAUUUAUAACACAUCAGUAGCAGUGCUAUUUCACAUCAUGAUAUGGCGCUGAAAAGACAAUUAAUUUUUUUUCACAAGGCAGACGAUUACAAAAUCAUUCAGUCAUUGGCUUGAAGGCAGAUAAAACAUUUUAGAAUGGUUAAUGAAGCCACGUAGAUUAGCUGCAACUAAAAUCGAAAAUAAAAAUCCAGCUUGAUAUAACCCCGCACCACAAGCAAUUUACGACUAGUUACGCCACAGGUUCCCCAAGCUCCGAAGUGAGAAUCGUCGUUGCGUAACAGAAAUCAGAAAUAUUAUAAGGGUUGGCUAGGGGAUUUUAGCGAUAGUUGGUCAGGGCACUAAAAUAAAAAAUAAAAAUACACCAAAACUUCUUACCUUGCCUGCUUGUUUUAUUCAUAGUAUGUUCCUAGCAUUUCUGGCCAUUUCAGCGCGAUUCUAGCGAGUUCUAGCUCUGCCGUUGUCCACCUGUUCUCUCUAUGCGAUGCUAAGACCAUACCAUGAAUAAAAAAGGGAAGCAAGGUAAGACGUUUUGAUGUAUUUUCAUUUCUAUUUUAGUGGCCUAAAUAACGAUCGCUAAAAUCCCCAUACAAACCCAUAUAAUAGUAGUUCUGUUACGUACGUAAAAACGAUUUUCUUUCGUGAGCUUGGGGUACCUGCGAUUAUUUGCUACUUCCUCAGUUUCCUAUUAACACUAAAAAAGCCUUUAAUAUUCAAAUUUAAACCCUCAUUUGGUACACCUGUACGUUUUCUCCAGAAGUGGUGGAAAGAAAGUAAUUAUGGUGCCUUACGUGGAGAAACUUGAAAUGCUCAGUCCAUCAUUAUGAUCAGCUCGGCUGGCCAUUAAAAAAAAAUAAACAGACAUCUCGUUAAUUGCCCAGCUCGGCAAGACGUUGAAUUGAACGCCCCCGCGCGGUGAGGCCCGUGUCCCUAACCAAUGCGUGUGUUGUUGAACACAGCCGGUGAUUAGCCUUAGAACAUUUUUUGGCUAGAAAGAAGAAUAACAAGCCGAAAAUAGUCGACCUCCAUGACUUUUGGAACUAUAAUCAAAGAAUGACGGAAUCUGGAGGUCUCUUUACAUCGCGCGCCGUGACCUGUAUCUUUAACGCCUUUUUGUCUUACACUGCCAUCAUGUUGAACAUUUUAACAAUUCUGGCGCUGAGAAAGACUUUUUCUUUGCCCAAGCCUUUAAAAACACUGCUUUUGAGUUUGGCCGUUUCUGAUCUUGGAAUCGGUUUGGUUGUCCAGCCUUUGCAUAUAUCACGUCUUGCCAUGGAGUUGCAAGCAGACACUGACGGCAACUCGUACCAUAAUAUUUGCAGCGCAAUACACAAAACAGCCGUUGUUUUCUUUUAUGCUUCUUUCCUUGGUGUUUCAGCCCUUACUGUGGACCGAUUCCUGGCGAUUCGUCUUCAUCUCCGAUACAAUGAACUUGUGACCCACAGGCGUAUCGUUGCUCUUGCGAUCCUGAUUUGGCUUUUCAGUGCUUUUACUUCGAUGGCUAGUGUCUGGAUUCCAAAAACUGUAAGAGUCGUCUUUGCUGUAGCUAUUGUUGCUCUUUGCUCCAUAGGUACAGUAUCUCUUUAUUACAAGAUUUGGUCAGUGGCGCGACGCCACAAAACUCUAAUCCAAACACUUCAAGCCGCACCCGGCAUCUCUCAACGUGGUAGAACAUCUGAUUCACAUUUCUCGAACUCUUCUUUGAAGGCUGCGCGAGUUUCAUUUUUGGUGAACCUAAUUUUUGUGGCUUGCUAUUUACCAAAUACCCUUGCAAUUGCUACGGCUGCAAAAGGAAGCAAUGAACAAUCCGGGGUGGUAGAACAUUUGUCUCUCUAUACUUUGACAUUGUUGUUUCUUAAUUCUUCCCUCAAUCCUCUGAUUUACUGUUGGAAGAUGAGACAUAUUCGAUACGCCAUCAAAAGUAUUCUUCGGGAAAUUUUGAAAUUAUUUAAUAACAAUAAUUAA
Porites lobata is the source of this 4305-nucleotide messenger RNA. The record is from the annotation of a GenBank genome assembly. NCBI's taxonomy places the organism in Eukaryota, Metazoa, Cnidaria, Anthozoa, Scleractinia, Poritidae.